GAAGUUGUCCUCAUAUUUUCUUAUCCUGAUUUCUCCAACAUUACUCACUCUGUCUGAGACAGAGAGAAGCAUGGCCGCCACACUCUGCCUUUCCAAACUCCCCCACCUCCCACCUCGGCGACUAAUGCCCCACAUCCAAUCCAAACUAUCCCAAACCUCCUCACACCAACAGCACACUCCCCAAUUACUUCAUCACCUCAAAUCCGUCUCCCUCCCUCUCACCGCAAUCACAUUGCCUUUCUUUCUCCCCCCACAGGAUGCAUUUGCGGUUGGCGGAGAGCUUGGGAUUCUGGAAGGAACAUCUUUUGCGUUGAUUCAUCCGAUCGUGAUGACCGGCCUCUUUGUGUACACUUUGAACGCUGGAUAUCUCGGGUGGCAAUGGAGGAGGGUCCGUACGAUUCAGGACGAGAUUAACCAGCUCAAGAAGGACCUUAAGCCGGUCGCUGACGGCUCUCCGCCGCCGCCCUCGCCUCUCGACGCCAAGAUUCAGCAGCUCACUCAGGAAAGAAAAGAGCUAAUCAAAGGGUCAUAUAGAGAUAAGCACUUCAACGCUGGAUCCAUAUUGCUCGGGUUUGGAGUGUUUGAAUCCAUAUUUGGAGGGCUCAACACAUGGUUCAGAACCGGAAAACUAUUUCCCGGACCUCAUCUGUUUGGCGGGGCAGCGAUAACAGUAUUAUGGGCAGCCGCAGCUGCAUUAGUACCUCCGAUGCAGAAGGGAAGUGAAACUGCCAGAAAUCUUCACAUCGCACUCAAUCUGUUGAAUGUGCUUCUCUUCAUCUCUCAAAUACCUACUGGAAUUGAUAUUGUCUUCAAAGUCUUUGAAUUCACCAAAUGGCCUUGAAUACUUCUAAUUCAAUUAUGUUAAUACUUUUCUUGUUUAUCACAUGAGUUAUGUAUGUUUGUAAACCCGGGUAUACUGACUCGCACUUAUUGUAUACUUUUUAACUGUAAAUUUUUUUGUUACAAAUAUGGUUCUUAUUUUUA
Molecule: messenger RNA, 984 nt
Organism: Salvia splendens (bonfire salvia)
Lineage: Eukaryota; Viridiplantae; Streptophyta; Magnoliopsida; Lamiales; Lamiaceae
Exons: 4
Coding region: 71-841 (256 amino acids)
Cellular component (GO): chloroplast thylakoid
Source: RefSeq, a predicted model, not a curated record